UGUGCACUGCUAAGUGAAUAAUGUAUACCUUAUGGCGAGCAGUCUUUACACAAUGUUUCUCGUUCUGUGUCCGUACUGAACAGUCGACCAUUUCACAAAUCGUAUUGCGUAUCAGGCGCAAAAUUUCACAGUAACGUCUCGAGCAAGUGAAUGCAUCGAUAAAAAUUUUUGAUUGUUGUGAUAACAAUCGUAAGGAAAAACAGAUUGGAUAGCUUGCUAGUUCGGCGGACAAGAUCUGGGGAUAGCGAGCGACAUUCGAUGGAUAAGAAACAGAAGGGUUUUUACUGGGCUAUCGGAUUGAAUCAACUUACAUUGAGGAUGAUUGGCUUAUGGCCAUUCAAUAGCAAUAAAUCUACUCAACGAAUAUUGGCCACACCGACCAUCGUAAUUGGCAUAGUAAUUUUUUUGACAGUGCCGCAGGCUUAUGCUUUAAUUAAAGUCCGACGACAACUGCUACCUGUUGUGGAUAAUAUCCCCAUCAGUUUGUGUAACCUCGUGGCGGUCGUCAAACUUAUUAUAUUGUGGAAAGGUAGCAAAGUGCUUGAAUCACUAAUAAAUGAAAUGUGGAUAGAUUGGCAAUGUACGCCUAGAUCAGACAUUGAAACGGAAAUGAUGCAAGUGCAGGCAAAUCGCUGCCUACUUAUAUCGCUCAUCGGCGGCAGCUCAAGUGCUUUCGUUACAAUUAUGUGGUUCACCUUUCCACUAUUUAAUUUCAGCAUACGAACGCUAAACAACAUCACCGAUCCCGAUCCAAUGCGUCAGUUGAUAUUUCAGAGCUACUACCCGUACAACGUCUUCAAGUCACCUAUGUACGAAUUAACUUAUCUUCAACAAUUUUGUGCCGGUAGUCUGGUACCCUUUCUAUUCUUCGUUGCCGAGAAUCUUUUCACUACCUUCGUGCUCCAUGCCUGCGGCCAGUGUCAAAUUGUCGAGAGUCGAUUUCAACGUCUUGCUAAUAUUUCCCCAACAUCGCAUUACUUUAAUGAUCGUUUACGGCAAAUCGUCAAUGGUCAUGUUCGCCUCAUUCGCUUCGUUGACAAUAUCGAAAUUCUAUUUAACUAUUCAAUUCUGACACAAACAAUCGCUCUCACUGCGGUCAUUGGCUGCUUUGGAUUCACAUUAUUAAAAACCGUCGAGGACAAAUUGGACCCGUGGCAAAUAUUUACUAGGUCAGUUUCACCAUUGCUCUUGCUGAUGUAUGCCCUGAUUGACUGCGGAGCCGGUGAAUUUCUCGCUAUAAAAAGUUUCAGGCUACUCAAAGCCAGUUACCAGACGAACCUGCAGUCGUUACCAAACUCAUGCGCUCGUGAUAUCAUCAUACUCAUGAUACGUUCUCAAAAACCGUUACAACUUACUGCAGGAAACUUCUAUGAUUUGACUCUGAAUAAUUUCCUACAGUUGGUGAAGAAUAUAGGUGGCUACGUCUCUAUGCUGUUAUCUGUACAGCGAUAAACGUAUCCACGUAACGCGGGAAUCCGGUCCACCAUACCAUUAUUUUUAGUAACAACUUUUUCAGCGAAAGCUAUCAAUUUGUGGUGUGCACUCUAAUUUUAUUUAAAUAUUGGUGCAGUUGGAUUUUUCACAUAAAUGUAAAACUAAUAAUAUUUAUAAUGUCUGUC
Molecule: messenger RNA, 1619 nt
Organism: Phymastichus coffea
Lineage: Eukaryota; Metazoa; Arthropoda; Insecta; Hymenoptera; Eulophidae
Product: odorant receptor 43a-like
Exons: 7
Coding region: 259-1452 (397 amino acids)
Biological process (GO): detection of chemical stimulus involved in sensory perception of smell; sensory perception of smell
Cellular component (GO): plasma membrane
Molecular function (GO): olfactory receptor activity; odorant binding
Source: RefSeq, a predicted model, not a curated record